CUCUUUUGUCCUACCGCGGAAGCCGUAGUUUUGAAGAUUACGUCAACUUCCUGCGACUCUUCACGUGUUUUGACAGCGGGCAGAGGUUUUCUCAGCUACUGCAGAAGCUCAUUUCCACCUCCUCUUCCUCCUGGUAGCCAUGAGCAACAGUGAUGAUGAUGAUGUUCCCACCCUGUCUGCUCACACCCUGGCUGCCCUGCAGGAGUUCUACAAUGAGACCAGGACGAGUCCGGAUCACAGUGCAACACCCUCAGAUCCGUUUGCUGUGGGAGCAGUGGAGGAGGACUGGCGGAUGAGCCAGUUCUGGUACAGUGACGACACGGCUGCGCGGCUAGCAGAGGAGGUCAUGCGAGAGGCCGGAGAGGGCGGAAGGAUAGCGUGUGUGUGCGCGCCCAGUGUGUACCAGAAGCUGAAGCAGGGUGUGAUGGCUGGUUCUGACGGGGUGUGUGCUUCUGUGUUCGAAUACGACCGCCGCUUUGCCACGUAUGGAGAGGACUUCAUCUUCUACGACUACAACGAGCCGCUGGCUCUACCUCCCAGCGUAGCCCAGCAGAGCUUCGACAUCGUCCUCGCUGACCCCCCCUACCUGUCUGAGGAGUGCCUGAGAAAAGUGGCCCAGACCAUCCAGUACCUGAGCAAAGGCAAAGUGCUGCUGUGCACAGGAGCCAUCAUGGAGGUUCUCGCCAAACAACUGCUGGAUGUAAGAAUGUGCAGCUUUUUGCCCAAACACAACAGAAACCUGUCCAACGAGUUUCGUUGUUUUGUGAACUAUCCUUCCCAGCUGCUGUGAGGCGGAGGAUCCACUUUGAGUCCAGAACCAGAAAACCCAGAUGAGGGCAAAUGUUUCACAGCUGCAAUUAUGGGAUGUUUAAGACUGAGAUGUGGUGAAAGUGGACAUUUUUACUUUAUAUCAGUAAUCAACAGGGCUAGAUGUACUUAAAUGAAAUAAAUUUGUUCCAGUUGUUCAAACAUGUAUUUUGAUAUCUUCCACAUAAGGAUUAAGCCCUAAAUUCAUUUUAGCCCUUCAUUUUUAUGUUUUCAAAAUAAAAGUUGACUUCCUGUUUUGCACACAUCGGACCAGAAAAAUGCCACACAAGAUUAAGACUGAAAAUAAAAAGAGCAGUAGACUAAUAACACUCAGCUGUAGCUUUCUAAAAUCUUUUUGAGCCCUUACAUUCAUUUCCAAGACUCCUAUCGAAGUCCUCUUUUAACUUUAAUUUGUUCAGGUAUUGUGGAGGAAUUUUUUUAGAUGUUAUGGUGGCCUGCAGUGAAAUCUUUGCAUUUGCAUUAUUAAAGCACAGUGAAAGAAAGGACAAUUAAAAAUAGUUUCUCAUAAGGUCAUAUUUCUGUGAGAAUGUUUUAACUCCAGUCCAAAAACAUUACAAAGGUACUGGUGACACAAAAACAUUAGUUUUUCAUUUUACUGUGAAAUUUCAAACCUCAAAAAUUAAGUAAACGCACUGUAAAGGGUUAAUUUACAUCUAUUUAA
Nothobranchius furzeri (turquoise killifish) is the source of this 1489-nucleotide messenger RNA. It is a transcript of the gene eef1akmt1, whose product is annotated as EEF1A lysine methyltransferase 1. Gene Ontology annotation, biological process: methylation. The record is from RefSeq and is a predicted model, not a curated record. Lineage: Eukaryota; Metazoa; Chordata; Actinopteri; Cyprinodontiformes; Nothobranchiidae. Gene Ontology annotation, molecular function: protein-lysine N-methyltransferase activity; nucleic acid binding.